GUGAUACUGCGAUAACAAGAAAUAUAAGAUUUGAGAUUCCAAUUUCUUUGUUAUUCCUUAGCUUUCUGUGUGACCAAACAAGGGGUGUCGAGUUUUCUUGUAGUUUAUGAUUUCUUUGUCCUUUAUGGAAUCUUUUUGGGUUUGUGUUUUGCUUGUUUAGUAAGCGAACUUUCAGACUGGGUGAACAGGGAGACAUGUUGGGGCUUUUUGGUUUUCAUUCUUUCCUUGCAGUGUUGGGAAGUUGGUUAGACUAUAUACAUAGGAUGUUGGCUUUUCUAUAGGGGACUUCAUAGGAGCUAUGUAUUCUAGGUGUUGUUUGUUAGCCCAGUCGGAGAGAUGCGUUCAGAAGAAACCCUGCUGUUCGUUUAUAAUGUUUUAUGGAGCGUAUCUUCAUGCUCUUAUGCUUUUGAUGAGGGAAAGGGUCAAGGCUGAAUGGAAGACCAGAGGCUGUCUUGGAUGCUAUCCAAAACCUAAACUAACCACUUCAGUGGAUGAGUCAUCAAAAGGGAGAUCUCAAAGGCAAGGACGAUCUGUGAAGAAAUCAAGGGUAUUAAAGGACUCCCGGAGCACCAGCACCUGUGAAAUGGACAACAGUGCAGUUCAUUCCCAGAGAAGCAUCUCAUCAAAUCAAGGCCUUGAUACUGGGGGUUGUGCUGGCAGAAUGAGCAACCCAUCUGAAUUCAUUAAUCACGGUCUGCUUCUGUGGAAUCAGACAAGGCAGCAGUGGCUUGGAAACAGAGGGUCGCACAGGCACCCACAAGUCCGUGAACCCAGAAUAAGUUGGAAUGCAACUUAUGAGAAUCUACUAACCAGCAAUAAGCCUUUCCCCCAGCCCAUCCCCCUUCCUGAAAUGAUAAAUUUCUUGGUAGAUAUUUGGAAGCAGGAUGGUUUGUAUGAUUGAUUGAGCAAACCAGGAAAACUCUAAACUCUUCUCUCUUUUUUUCCUCCUCCUUCAAAUCUUUAUUUGUACUGAUUAAAUAUCAGGGACUACUGUAUUUUUUCAAUUUGAAUUCAUCUUCUGUGCUUA
Molecule: messenger RNA, 1027 nt
Organism: Juglans microcarpa x Juglans regia
Lineage: Eukaryota; Viridiplantae; Streptophyta; Magnoliopsida; Fagales; Juglandaceae
Exons: 5
Coding region: 299-901 (200 amino acids)
Source: RefSeq, a predicted model, not a curated record